CGCCCAAGACUCCGCCCAGAUGUACUGCCGCUCCCUGUUGGCGUCACUUCCGCUAGCGCCCAUGCGCAGUCGAUAAGGAAACCGGACGCUGCCGCGACUUUCCUUUUUCCUGGCGGCCGCGAAGAUGGCGGACAUUCAGACCGAGCGUGCCUACCAGAAGCAGCCGACCAUCUUCCAAAACAAGAAGAGGGUCCUGCUUGGAGAAACCGGCAAGGAGAAACUGCCAAGAUACUACAAGAACAUUGGUUUAGGCUUCAAGACUCCAAAGGAGGCCAUUGAGGGCACCUACAUUGACAAGAAAUGCCCUUUCACGGGUAAUGUCUCCAUCCGAGGGCGCAUCCUAUCUGGUGUGGUGACCAAGAUGAAGAUGCAGAGGACCAUUGUUAUCCGACGCGACUAUCUCCACUACAUCCGGAAGUACAACCGCUUUGAGAAGCGUCACAAGAACAUGUCCGUGCACCUGUCCCCUUGCUUCAGAGACGUGCAAAUUGGAGACAUCGUCACGGUGGGCGAGUGUCGGCCUCUCAGCAAGACUGUGCGCUUCAAUGUGCUCAAGGUGACCAAGGCGGCUGGAACCAAGAAACAGUUCCAGAAAUUCUGAGCCCCGCACAAUAAAGAUCUUUUUUAUUCGUG
Molecule: messenger RNA, 633 nt
Organism: Sorex fumeus (smoky shrew)
Lineage: Eukaryota; Metazoa; Chordata; Mammalia; Eulipotyphla; Soricidae
Gene: RPS11
Product: ribosomal protein S11
Exons: 5
Coding region: 125-601 (158 amino acids)
Biological process (GO): translation
Cellular component (GO): cytosolic small ribosomal subunit; ribosome
Molecular function (GO): structural constituent of ribosome
Source: RefSeq, a predicted model, not a curated record